Molecule: messenger RNA, 6161 nt
Organism: Zootoca vivipara (common lizard)
Lineage: Eukaryota; Metazoa; Chordata; Lepidosauria; Squamata; Lacertidae
Gene: SLC16A5
Product: solute carrier family 16 member 5
Biological process (GO): transmembrane transport; monocarboxylic acid transport
Cellular component (GO): basolateral plasma membrane
Molecular function (GO): monocarboxylic acid transmembrane transporter activity
Source: RefSeq, a predicted model, not a curated record
AAGCAACCGAAAGCGAACCGGAGUCGAGAGCUCGGCCGGCCCUUGGAGGAAGUGGAGCGGGGUGGAGAGCGAAGAGGAAGGGGCCACACGGGGUCGCCCCCCUCGGAAGGGAGGAAGCAGCGGCGUGAGCAGCUGCUGCAUCAAUCUCAUUUGUGCAUUUUCCUCUAACAAGGCUUGCUCAGGAAAAAAAUAAUAACAUCCAAAGGAAAAUGUCCAAAGAAGAAGAGGCAACCGCUAGGAUCUCCAAAGACCAGGACCGAGGCUGGGCGUGGGUGGUCUUAGUAGCCACCGUGAUUGUUCAAGGCCUAACGUUGGGCUUCCCUUCGUGCACCGGAGUCUUCUUCAAGGACCUGCAGCAUGAUUUCCAGGCUAGCAACAGCCAGACAUCGUGGUUUCCUUCCAUCAUGACAGCUGUGCUCCAUGCAGGGGGGCCUCUUUGCAGCAUUUUGGUGGAACGAUUUGGCUGCAGGACAACUGUGAUGCUUGGAGGCCUCCUCAGCGGGGUGGGCAUGGUUGCCAGUGCUUUCUCCAAGUCCAUUAGCCACCUUUACAUAACAGCAGGAUUCAUCACAGGCUUGGGAUCAUGUUUCAGCUUCCAGGCUGGAGUCACUGUGCUUGGCUACUAUUUCAUACGCCGUCGAGCCCUGGCCAACGCUCUGGCCUCCACAGGUGUCUCCAUUGGCCUCACGCUCUGGCCACUGUUCUCCCAGUACAUGCUUGACGAGAUGGGCUGGAGAAACACUUUCCUCAUCUUUGGCGGGGUGCUGCUCAACUGCUGCGUUUGUGGGGCUGUGAUGAGGCCGGUGGUGCCAGUCCAGCUACCUGCCCCAUCAUCGAAGCCCUCCCCUGAACAGCCACCUGAAUGGGCCCAUUUGUCUAAUGGAAACAGUGUGCAUCAUGAAAAGGAGCUGCCUCGGCCCAGGUGUGCCGCUUGCUUCCAGACCCUACAGAAGUACCUAGCUUUUGACAUCUUCUGCAAUAACAAAGGCUACCAGAUCUACACCAUUGGCGUGUCUUGGAUGGUGAUGGGUUUCGUGCUGCCCCUCAUCUACCUGGUGCCUUACGCCAUCUUCAAUGGAGUGCCAGAGCGCAAGGCAGCCCUGCUCAUCUCCAUCAUUGGGUUCAUCAACAUAUUCAUGCGUCCCAUGGCGGGCCUGCUCUCAGGCCUCAACGUCUUCACUGGCCGGAGGAUCUACCUCUUUAGCCUGGCUGUCCUCCUCAACGGCCUGAGCAACCUCAUCUGUGCAGUCUCAGCUGACUACAGCGUCCUUGUCUUCUACUGCUUGGUCUACAGUGUCUCAAUGAGUGUCAUCGGUGCCCUUCUCUUCCAGGUGUUAAUGGAUGUGGUUGAGAUGGACAGGUUCUCCAGUGCCUUGGGUCUCUUCACCAUCUUGGAGAGUGUCACCAUUCUCAUUGGACCUCCUCUUGCAGGUCUUCUUGUGGAUAUCACGGGCCACUAUAGUUACGUCUUCUAUGCUUCCACCUUCUUCAUGGUGACGUCUGCUCUCUUCAUGGGUCUUAGCUUCUGCACCAUGAAAUCAAAGAACAAAUUGAAAGAGACCCAUAAGCUGCUAUCCCCAGAGGUCCCCUCCAGGGGAAAAUACACAGAAGUGCCAACGGAACAGAGGCCAAACAGAAAUGAUCUUCCUGCGGUCAUCUAUAUAACAAGCAUCUGAGUCCAGAUGAGCUGGAGGGACAAUGGAUUUCUCACAAAUGAAAAACAUCUGGAAACAGAAGGGGAGGUCUGCUGUGACCUCCUACUCAGCUGUGCUGGGCUCAUAUGAAGGAUCCAGGACAGAGGAUAUGAACUCAAAGCUAUCCAGAAAUCUAAAGAGCACUUUAAACAAAACAUACGCGAUGUAAGCCAUGGGGCCAAAGAAAGACAUUACCCUGUGGCAACAUCUGUAUUAUUACUUGAAGCUUAAUCCUUUUUAUCACCAGGUUUUCUUUAUGCAUUCCAGUUUUUCAAGCUGGAAGGAUUUCUUCACCCACUGGGUUACAUGAAUGAUAAUAGAACCUGUGCAAGACAGGAGUGCCUGGCGUGCUAUGGUCCAUGGGGUCACGAAGAGCCGGACACGACUAAACAACAACAAUAGAACCUGUAAAGAAGGGCAAAUAAUAGUUAUGUGGGACUUGUUUCUGGACAUGUCCACUUGCCACACUUAAACAGAGCAAAGUCAACUGGCUGAUUCACUCCUAGUCCAAGAGAAAAGUUAUUCAUUAGGGAGUUUGACUGCUGAACUCCUUGAAUGUUGACAUGAAGGCUUUCUUUCCUGCUGCAUAAUCUCAGAGCAGUCAAAUAUGGUUUGACCAUAUUACUUAUCUCCCUUACAGCAGCCAGAUUGGGGAUGAGUAGCGUUGUAUGUGCAACUAAGCAAAGUGAAUCAUUUCUGCAUUUUGAGGUUAUUUUUUGAGGGGGGGGUAACAAAUGCUCAUAUCUUGAAGCUGCAGGUCACAGGAAAGCUCCAAAGUGCCUAUAUAUUCUUGCCAAUAGUGUAUUGAAAUCCUUUGCCUAUUCUGUCCACCUCCACAAGGAACAACAAAUGGGAAUACAAUGGCAUUUUAAGUUUUAUCUCCAGUGGGCAUUCCUCACCAUUGAAGGCUUCCAGUGUCUUAUAGAGCCAACUCAGAAUGGGUGCAUAAUCUAUAAUGAGGGUAAUAUGUUACAGGUUGGGAAACUGACAUCUAUGCAGAUGUAAAAGGUAAAGGUAAAGGGACCCCUGACCAUUAGGUCCAGUCGUGACCGACUCUGGGGUUGUGGUGCUCAUCUCGUGUUAUUGGCCAAUGGAGCCGGCGUACAGCUUCCAGGUCAUGUGGCCAGCAUGACAAAGCCGCUUCUGGCGAACCAGAGCAGCACACGGAACCGCCAUUUACCUUCCCGCUGUAGCGGUCCCUAUUUAUCUACUUGCACUUUGAUGUGCAUUCAAACUGCUAGGUGGGCAGGAGCUGGGACCGAGCAAUGGGAGCUCACCCCAUCGCAGGGAUUCGAACCGCUGACCUUCUGAUCAGCAGGCCCUAGGCUUUGUGGUUUAACCCACAGCGCCAGCUGCGUGCAGAUGUAUGUUGGUGUAAAGAAACAUGAAGAAUGGCAAGUGCUACCCUUCACUGCAUGCCUAAAACAGCAGGUCAGAUCAAGACCGUCUCUGCUUUGGGCUGAAGGUCUCGUGUGUUUUUUUUAAGGAUAUGCAGAGAGAUAUAGUUAGGAAAAUAGCACUCCUGUCUAGAACAUGCGUAGGCAAACUAAGGCCAGGGGGCCGGAUCCGGCCCAAUCGUCUUCUAAAUCCAGCCUGUGUAUGGUCCAGGAAUAAGCAUGUUUUAACAUGAGCAGAAUAUGUCCUUUUAUUUAAAAUGCCUCUCUCGGUUAUUUGCGGGGCAUAGGAAUUCGUUCAUUUUCCCCCAAAAAAUAUAAUCCAGCCCCCCACAAGGUCUGAGGGACAAUGGAGCGGCCCCCUGCUGAAAAAGUUUGCUGAUCCCUAGUCUAGAAUCUUCUUAAAGCAAUAGCUUCAUGUCAAUUUGUGUUAAGACAAGCCUUGAAAACGACCAGGAUGUUUACUGAGUUGGCUGGGGAAAUUGCAGCUAACUUUGCCAAAUCUUCUGUGUUUGAGCCGUUGGGCCUAGGCUUGUUAAAACAGCCGUGUUUGACCUGGAACACAACUGUGUUUUAAUUCUGAUAUACUUGGUUGCUUUUCGUGGUUCCAGCUCCCCAGCUCGCAUUGUUCUUCCGAUUCUGGUAUUUCUUUCUAAACACUAACUUUAAGCUUUGUGGAGGAUGUGAGCCAGAAACGGUUUGGAAUGGCAGGGAUUUGUCAUCGAUGAACUCCAGCACUUUCAAAACUAGAAAGCUUUAAGAAUAUGCAUGAACAAGAAGUUGUACAGUUGUAGGGUUCCAACCUGACAAGUCUAUAUUAAUAUAUUCAAAUGACCAGGAACAAACCAAUGGAAUGUUCAUGCAGGACUGAACUACAAUGGGGCACUGAAAGAAGGAAGCCAAGUGGGUAUUCCCUCUCUCCAGCUAAGUAACAUGGGGUGCAAUCCAUUUCUCCUGCACAAGCUUCAGUAAAAUGAGCGAGAGCUGUUAAUACUCUUCUCCUUACAGAGGAGCUUCUCUUCAGACGGGCUUUGAAUCCAGUCCACUCCCAUGGCAUCUGCAACAAGUGGGGAAUCUGUAGACCUCCAGAUGUUCUUGGACUGCAGCCCCAAUCAUCCCUGACCAUUGACCACGCUGGCAAGGCGUGAUGGGAGUUGCAGCCCAGCAGCAUCAUGCGGAAGUUGGACAUGCAUAAAAGCCACUAGAGGAGUUUAAAAAGCAGACAGUAUUCCAUUUCCUCUGAUGAUUUAGGGCAGGCAUCCCCAAACUGCGGCCCUCCAGAUGUUUGGGCCUACAACUCCCAUGAUCCCUAGCUAACAGGACCAGUGGUUGGGGAAGAUGGGAAUUGUAGUCCAAAACAUCUGGAGGGCUGAAGUUUGGGGAUGCCUGAUUUAGGGCAAAGAAGCAAGGUGGAGGUGUAUUUGAGUCCUUGCAGAUGGGCUCUGCAUGGUGCUUGUGCACAAACUAGCUAUGAAACCACAGUGCCCCACUGAUUCCAGGUAGCUAGAUAUAAAACACAACCUUAGAUUGUGAUUCUGGUCUUUUGUGGGGUGAAAGGAUUUGCCUUGUCCGAGAAGCAUAUGGCCAAACUAAAACUUCAGCUGACAUGCACACAAACAUAGUUCUGUAUACUCCUGUUCUAUAGAAAGCCAAACCUCUGCGUUUUAAUGAGAUUUUGGGCAUUAUCGUACAUGGCAGCCUUUCAUAUUAUUUGUAUUUAAAUGUUCCUGACCAAAUAUACCAGGUAGAAAGUAGAAGAGAAGCAUUUAAAAAUAGACUGUGCAUAUCCAUACCAUGUUCAGGACUGACAUAGGACAUGCAAAAAAUGUGUUUUACAGGCCAAUCUGGUGCAAGUUUCAGCUGCUAGCUUAGAUGGCUUUUUAAAGGUGUGUCAGACAAUUUCAGGUUGCACAGUUACAUAGCUGACUGGGCAGUCUUGUGCUACGGAACUGCUUCCUCCAAAGAUGGGUCCUUUUCAUGAUAAGGAAAAUGAAACGCACUGGGAAGUCCGAGCAAACAAAUCAGAAGGUAUGCUCGUUAAGUUGCCAGUGUCAUCUAAUCUUCCUGCAAACAAGCUGGGAUAAAUGCUCAAUAAAUAGAUUGUUUGGAAGUGCCCUUAGUCUACAGCUAGGAUACAUCCCAGUAGCGGAGAGUUACUGCCUUUAUGCCCUACUUUUAAAUGUCUCAAAUGCUGGCUGAUGUUGUAAAACUAGAUGGACCUUUGCAUAAUCCUCUUGGUCUCUUAUGUUGCUUCCAUAAGGGUGUGUUUCGUUUAGCCCAAUUUAUCCCUUGUGGGUCAGCAGCUUUCACUAAGCAUCUCUAGAUCAGGCAUCCCCAAACUGUGGCCCUCCAGAUGCUUAGGCCUACAACUCCCAUGAUCCCUAGCUAACAGGACCAGUGGUCAGGGAUGAUGGGAAUUGUAGUCCAAAACAUCUGGAGGGCCGAAGUUUGGGGAUGCCUGCUCUAGAUAGACUGGGCACAUUAAAAGCACUGUAAGGAAACACACACACAGCAUUUUCUCAAUCCUACUCCUCUCUAUACACUGGUGAAAGCAGGUUCAGAAAUAGAAUAUAGGCAGCUAGAUCUCCAAAGUAUCCAGCAAGGGGGUGUUCCUCAAAUAAAAAUUAUCAUUAAUUGGGUGCAAAUUGCUAGAGGCUCAGUAUCAUCCACACACACACAUCCAAUGCCACAGUGGUGUUUAUGUAACAUACACUGAAUGAAGCACUUUUUAUUAAGACUUCAAUCAGGGGAGGCGGAUCUGUGGCCUUUCAGGUGCUGUUGGAUGCAAAGUCCCACUUGCCCCAAUGAGCAUAGUCAAUGAUCAGGGAAGAUGGGUGUUAAUAGUUGUCCAACAAUCUCUGGAGGACCACAGCUUCCCCAUCCCAGUCCUAAAGAAGUUGACAGUUGGACUAGAAGAUUGGCAUCAAUUUAGGCCACCGUUGUAAAGCGAUUUCUUUGCAAUUUCUUGAUUUCAGGACUGUGGCCAGUUUGUUACAAUAUGCUCUUGAACAAGAUUGCUGCAUUAUUGCUUGGAUAUAUAUGUGUAGUCUUUUUCUUUUAAAUAAUAAUAAUA